Aspergillus tubingensis is the source of this 717-nucleotide messenger RNA. RefSeq names its product RraA family protein. The transcript has 4 exons. Bases 1 to 717 code for a protein of 238 amino acids. NCBI's taxonomy places the organism in Eukaryota, Fungi, Ascomycota, Eurotiomycetes, Eurotiales, Aspergillaceae. The record is from RefSeq and is a predicted model, not a curated record.
AUGUCCACCCUCGAAGAAAAGAUCUCCCUCUUAUACAACUACUCCGCCUGUGAUGUCUCCGACGCCCUCCUCAAACUCCAACCCGUCCCUCCCAACACCCCACCCCGAGCAGGCUACAUCGCAGACCUAACACCCUACUACCCACCCUCCAACACCCAACCAAAAACACCCCCCAAACUAAUCGCCCCAGCCAGCACCCUCCAAUUCAUCCCCAAAUCCACCCCUACCCCCACAACAUCAAAGGCAAUCCCCCCCUCAACGCACUGGUCCGACCUGACCACACCCUCCACCAUCCUCGUAAUCUCCCAACCGGGCGACCAGCACUGCGCCGUCGUCGGGGGUAUCAUGGCCCUGCGGAUGAAAGUCCGGGGUGUGCUUGGCGUGGUAGUGGACGGGAGAGUGCGCGAUCGCGCGGAGCUCAAGGCCUCUGGGCUGGGGAUCUGGGCGAGGGGAGGGUCGACGGUGGGGAGUGGAGCGGAGGCGAAGGCGGGGGAGAUGGGUGGGGAGGUUUGUGUUUCGGGGGUGACUGUACGAGAGGGAGACAUCAUCUUCUGCGAUUACGAGGAAGGAGGAGUGGUGGCUAUACCUCGGGAGUUGCUGGAUCGGGUGCUCGAGGUGAUGCCGAAGUUGGUGAGCAUGGAUGAUAAGGUUAAGGAGGCGGUAGAGGGGGGGAUGAGUGUUUUUGAGGCGUUUGGGAGGUUUAGGGGCAAGAUUUAG